Molecule: messenger RNA, 411 nt
Organism: Geodia barretti
Lineage: Eukaryota; Metazoa; Porifera; Demospongiae; Tetractinellida; Geodiidae
Source: the annotation of a GenBank genome assembly
AGCAAAAUCGAUCAGGAGGUUAGUCCAUACGCCCCGCCCCGUCUAGCCGAUUCGUGACUUUGUGUACGGGAGAAAAUGGGACAUCUUACCUUGAAAGGACCAAUAACGCAGGAGCGACUCCACCAGAUAAUCCGAAGAAGCGGGGCCAUUAGAGCCGGCGCCACGAUAGAACCGGAACAAAGAAUGAAGCAGUACGAAUACGACGGCUACUCCGGCGCUAUGUACUACUCCAAGACGCAGAACAUGAAGGCAGCCGAGGACAAACUGUUUGAAAUCAGAGUCCCUCCUGAAAACGUUCACACGAAGAGCAACGCUCCGUCGGAACCCGGCUACGUGUACGUCAUAGUUGGAGAAAGGGUCAUUACCGGCGGCGGUGAUAGUAGUUGGUGGAGUUGGUGUAUCAUUUUGUAA